This is a messenger RNA of Cololabis saira (Pacific saury), 1263 nucleotides long. RefSeq lists its product as uncharacterized. Gene Ontology annotation, cellular component: external side of plasma membrane. The record is from RefSeq and is a predicted model, not a curated record. NCBI's taxonomy places the organism in Eukaryota, Metazoa, Chordata, Actinopteri, Beloniformes, Belonidae. The transcript has 3 exons. Bases 5 to 1204 code for a protein of 399 amino acids. Gene Ontology annotation, biological process: positive regulation of T cell proliferation; negative regulation of T cell proliferation; cellular response to lipopolysaccharide.
AGAGAUGAAGAACAUGACCAGAAUCAUCCGUUUUAUGCUUUAUGGUCUGUUUUUUUGUUCCUCGGUUUUCUCUAAUGAUGAUACACAGGUCUCCUGUCAGGUCAGCAAGACUUGUAUCUUACCCUGCAGUUUCACAGUUCAUGAUGAUGUUGUCAUCCACUGGAUUCAAGAGACUCCACCAGAGUCCUUGGUUCUAGAGACUCCACCAGAGUCCCGGGUUCAAGAGACUCCACCAGAGUCCCGGGUUCAAGAGACUCCACCAGAGUCCCGGGUUCAACAGACUCCACCAGAGUCCCGGGUUCAAGAGACUCCACCAGAGUCCCGGGUUCUAGAGACUCCACCAGAGUCCCGGGUUCUAGAGACUCCACCAGAGUCCCGGGUUCUAGAGACUCCACCAGAGUCCCGGGUUCAAGAGACUCCACCAGAGUCCCGGGUUCUAGAGACUCCACCAGAGUCCCGGGUUCUAGAGACUCCACCAGAGUCCCGGGUUCUAGAGACUCCACCAGAGUCCCGGGUUCUAGAGACUCCACCAGAGUCCCGGGUUCUAGAGACUCCACCAGAGUCCCGGGUUCUAGAGACUCCACCAGAGUCCCGGGUUCUAGAGACUCCACCAGAGUCCCGGGUUCUAGAGACUCCACCAGAGUCCCGGGUUCUAGAGACUCCACCAGAGUCCCGGGUUCACUCCUACUAUCACAAACAAGACCAACUGGGAGAGCAGCACCAGAGGUUCAGAGGAAGAACAUCUCUGUUUGAGGACCAGAUCUCCAGAGGAAACGCUUCCCUGCUGCUGAGAGGAGUGAAGGUUCAGGACCAGGGCAGAUAUCUGUGUAACGUCAGCACCAUCACUGGAAAUAAGGAGAACUUCAUCAACCUGAAUGUGACCGCUCCAGUCCAGCACGUCAACAUAGAACAGGUACAAAAUAAAAUCACCUGCAGCUCAGAGGGGAUCUAUCCUGAACCUGGACUCACCUGGACCACCGAUCCUCCAUCCAGCAUGAACAUGCAGAACCUGCAGAACCUGCAGAACCUGCAGAACCUGCAGAACCCACCAACAGUCCAGCAGACUGAACAGCAGCUUUACAGCAUCAGCAGCUCUCUGAUACUUUCAGACGGAGAUACUGACCUGGACUACAUCUGCACCGUCAGCACUCCAAACAGCAGCAGGAGAUCCAUUUUGCUUCAACCAGGUAGAAAUUACAUUUAAAUGUUUAUGUGGUGGCUCUCAGUGCCACUGUCAAGUUCCACUCAGUUGACUCCGAAAAG